Molecule: messenger RNA, 1734 nt
Organism: Oryza brachyantha (malo sina)
Lineage: Eukaryota; Viridiplantae; Streptophyta; Magnoliopsida; Poales; Poaceae
Product: ethylene-responsive transcription factor ERF114-like
Exons: 2
Coding region: 1-1179 (392 amino acids)
Biological process (GO): ethylene-activated signaling pathway; regulation of DNA-templated transcription
Molecular function (GO): DNA-binding transcription factor activity; DNA binding
Source: RefSeq, a predicted model, not a curated record
AUGUGCUUCGACCUGGCUGACCAACGUGGACCACGCGGCGGCGGCGGCGGCGGUGGCAGGCCGGUGAAGGGUGGUGGCGACGAGUACGGCGGUGGUCGUUCGGCGGCGGCGGCGACGGCAAUGACGGUGUCAGGGGCGUCGGAGCUCAUGUCCGGGCAUUACCAGGCGCAGGAGAUGUCGACGAUGGUGUCGGCGCUGGCGCGGGUCGUGGCGGGCGGCGGCGGCGACGGCGAGGCGUGGGCUUGGUCGUCGCCGUCACCGCUGCCGUCGUUGGCGGCGGCGGAGCAGGCGGCCGCGUGGGCGGCGCACGGCGGCGGCGGCGGCGUGCAAGAGAGGAGACGGCAGGAGCAGGCAAUGCACGAGCUGGCGGGAUACGCGGGCGCGCCAUCGCCGGAGUUCGCAGGAUCGGAGCAGAGCUCGGACACCCAGAGCGUGAGCGUGAGCGCGGCGACCAUGGACGAACACCACUCGCCGGUGGGCGGCGGCGCGAGCGCGGAGGGGCCCGACACGCCGCGGCGGCGGUAUCGCGGGGUGCGGCAGCGGCCGUGGGGGAAGUGGGCGGCGGAGAUCCGGGACCCGCACAAGGCGGCGCGGGUGUGGCUGGGCACGUUCGAGACGGCGGAGGCCGCGGCGCGGGCCUACGACGAGGCCGCGCUCCGGUUCCGCGGCAGCCGCGCCAAGCUCAACUUCCCCGAGGACGCGCGCCUCUACCCGUCGUCCACCACAACAACGGCCACCGCGGCGCAGGCUCAGGCGCCGACCGCGACGGUGUCGCCCUCCCCGGUCAUCUACCCUGGCGCCACGCAGAGCUCCGACUACCUGCGCUACCAGAUGCUUCUGCAGGGCAGGCAAACCACUAACACCUCCAACCAAGGCACCCUUCUUCCAUUCUACGGCGGUGGUGGCUCCAUGACCAACCCCUACGGCGGCGGCGGCGGCGGCGCCAUGAGCGGGUUCCUCGGCUCCUACUACUCUUUCCCUACCUCCUCUGUUUCCGUGGCCACCGUCCCCUCCGCCUCCUCCGCGUCGGGGCACUACUACUCAUCCCACGGCGACUCACACCAGAGCGUGGCGGCUGAGGAGUGGAACUGGGAGAACGCCCUGGUCUACCCGUCGACGGCGUCGUCUUGGUCCGACGCGAGCUAUCACCACCCGCCGCCGCCGCACACCCAGCCGUAAGCCAGAUUGAGAUCGUCCCCUUUCUGGAAGAAUAAGGUAAGCACGAACGGCUGGGAUGAGAUGGACAUCGCCGAUUGUCUGAUAGCUAUCUUCGUUUUUUUUUUCCUUCUUUUGUUCGUUGAUUAGUUCGGGGUGCGAUGGAUGGAUCUCCAUUGGUUUUGUUUCCCUUUGGUCAUUUUUGGCUGCAAAUUAGCAAGAGAUGGAAGAGCGAUGCGGGGAUUAGAUUUGUUAGAUCGGAUGUAAAAGCAUCCAUUCUCUAAGUUCUUUAAUGAGAGUAAUGUUUGGUCCACUGCACAAAAUCCCUAUUUCUGCUUAUUGUCUUAUAGAAUUGGAUUGGACAUGAGGGACAAUUGGAUUACACUGGUUGGAUUACACUGGUGAGUUUGAUCUUUGCGUACCAUAUACUAUGCCGGUACGAGCGUGCACGCGACAUGGCGCUAUGAACGUCGACACUAAGUAGGGAACGAAAAUAGGCACCACAUUCAGCGUUGUACGUACGACGAUACUACGUUGUACGAUGAAAUGUUUCUCUUCUAUUUGAGCUGUAGAGCCCAU